Molecule: messenger RNA, 951 nt
Organism: Nicotiana attenuata
Lineage: Eukaryota; Viridiplantae; Streptophyta; Magnoliopsida; Solanales; Solanaceae
Exons: 2
Coding region: 1-951 (316 amino acids)
Source: RefSeq, a predicted model, not a curated record
AUGGCAGGAGCGAGAGGUCGGGGAAGAGGAAGGGGGCGAGGUCGACCUAGGAAAAUACCUAUUGUAGCUUCUGGGAGCUCAGUUGGAGCUCGGAUUCAAGGAGAAGUAACACCUAAAAAUACACCAGAAGUAUAUUUGCAUGAUGAGGGAUACUAUGUGGUUCGAUUCAACUCUGUAACUGACAUGCAUGCUGUCUACUAUAAUGGACCAUACACUAUCAGUAAUCGACCUAUAAUUCUUAAGCCAUGGACAACAGAUUUUGAUUUCAGCAAAGAGUUUCCUUCUGAGAUUCCAUUAUGGGUGAAGUUCCCUAAUCUACCUAUGAACUGCUGGGGUAGUAAAUCAUUGAGUAGAAUUGCCAGUGUAUUAGGGACUCCUGUGUUUGCCGAUGAAUGUACCACAAAACAAUCAAGGAUUUCCUAUGCGAGAAUGCUUGUAGAAAUAAAUGUUAGUCGCCCACUCCCUAAUGAAAUUACAGUGAUUGAUCCAAAAGGGAAAUAUUUUCAACAACAGGUGACAUAUGAUUGGAAGCCAAAUUUCUGUGGAGUCUAUCAAGUAGUUGGACACAAGUGUAGGGAAAAGGAUGUGGAUGAUGGCCAGAAGGAAGUUCAACAUAGAAGAAAGAGGAACAAAACUGUCACACAGGAAUGGAGAUAUAAAGGUCAUGUGCAACCAGCUCUGCCAAUUGAGAAACAAGUAGAACAAAUUAAGGAGAAUAAGCAGCAGAUCCAGCAAGUAAAUGAGAAGAUGAAUGCUACUCCUGAAAAUAGAAUAGAAGAGCAAACAGGAAAGAAUAAAGGGAAGGCUAUUGAAAGUCCAGAGUUCAAUCUUCAAAACUUCCCCAUAUUCUGUUCUGUUCCUAUCAAAAAUGGUUUUGGAGUGCUACAUGGAGGAUAUAGUGAAGAACAAGACCUACCUCUAGACAGAGGGGGAGGAUCCAAGACCAUAUGA